Hemiscyllium ocellatum (epaulette shark) is the source of this 330-nucleotide messenger RNA. RefSeq names its product translocator protein-like. The record is from RefSeq and is a predicted model, not a curated record. The transcript has 2 exons. Gene Ontology annotation, cellular component: membrane; endoplasmic reticulum. Lineage: Eukaryota; Metazoa; Chordata; Chondrichthyes; Orectolobiformes; Hemiscylliidae. Gene Ontology annotation, molecular function: cholesterol binding. The coding region runs from base 1 to 330 and encodes 109 amino acids.
AUGCUAUCAACUUGGGUCGAUGCUUUUGGUUUCACUUUAUUGCCAAAUGUGGGAGUAAUUUUUGGGUCUCAGUUACACGGAAAGAGAUUGCUGGUUGGUAUGCAACUCUCAAAAAAACCAUCUUGGUGCCCCCCUAAUUGGGUUUUUAGUCCCAUAUGGACAACGGUAUACACAAGUUGGGGGCUUUUCAGCUACACCUGUGACUGGUACCCCAUCAUCAAAACAGCUGCUUAUCUAAUGGUUCCUUAUUUGGCCUGGUUAAGUUUGGCUUCUGCUCUUAACUGCUGUGUCUGGAGGGACAGCAAGGAUAAGGAUGAUUCAAAUGAUUAA